CACCAAAAGCAAUGGAUUUCGAGCAAAGCAAAAUUUAUCACAAAGACGGGAGCAGAAUUCUCCCGCGGAGAAAAUUCAAAAGAACAGUAGGCACCAGGCAGCCGGCCACGGGACACAUCAACAAAGAGCAACUGACUCAACUGAAAGAAGCGUUCAAUCUCAUCGACCAAGAUCGUGACGGCGUUAUAAGCAAAGAUGAUCUACAGAAAAUCUUAAUUUCUCUCGGGCAGAAACCGACAGACAAGGAGGUCAGGGAGAUGCUGAACGAGGUACAAGGAAAUGUGGACUUUGCAAGAUUUCUGUCCAUGUUUGCUUCUAAGAUGGGUUCCGCAGACCCCGAAGAUCUAAUCCGAAACGCCUUUACAUGUUUUGACGAAGACUGCGAUGGAGUUUUAAAUUUCGACGAUUUCAAAGAACUCUUGAUGACGAUGGGUCUGAGGUUAACAGAGCAACAGGUUGAUGAAGUUUUCCUGCAAGGAGCUCUGACUGAUGAAGACGGGCGAUUUAACUGCGAAGACAUCGUGCGACUGUUAAAAUACGGAGAGGGUCUUAAGUGAGGAGGGGUGCAACAAUCUUUCCUCCGAAGCAUGCCAAUCUGUGUUCUAUGUAACCAGAUCGUUUCUAAGAAACGCAUACGAUUUAAGAAUGAUCAUAACAUUAAAAGAAAAAACAUGG
Messenger RNA from Pocillopora verrucosa, 675 nucleotides. RefSeq names its product myosin regulatory light polypeptide 9. Gene Ontology annotation, cellular component: cytoplasm; myosin II complex. Lineage: Eukaryota; Metazoa; Cnidaria; Anthozoa; Scleractinia; Pocilloporidae. Gene Ontology annotation, molecular function: calcium ion binding; myosin heavy chain binding. The record is from RefSeq and is a predicted model, not a curated record.